Molecule: messenger RNA, 3836 nt
Organism: Brassica rapa (field mustard)
Lineage: Eukaryota; Viridiplantae; Streptophyta; Magnoliopsida; Brassicales; Brassicaceae
Product: probable pectate lyase 6
Molecular function (GO): pectate lyase activity
Source: RefSeq, a predicted model, not a curated record
AUCACACUAUUUUAAUGUAAUUUCAAUACUAAAAAAAAAGUUUUUCUCCAACCAUAACACUAAACUUCACAUUAAAAGUUAUUUAUAAUAUUAUAUAUAUUUAUGUUUUUAUUUAUCAUUUAUUUAAUUAUCUAUUUUAUUAAUAAAAUAAAUUAAUAGUGUUUUAAUGGGAUGAAUAGUGUUUUAGUGUGGUGAAUAGUAUCACACCAAAUUUGGUGUGAAAUUAUAGUGUUGCACUAAAAUGGUGUGAUUUUUAGUGUUGGGUUGGAAAAAAUUUUUGUGUCAAAAUCACAAUAAAAUAGUGUUUUGGAAUUGGGUUGGAGAUGACCUUACUAUUCAUUUCUGAUCCAACCAUCCAAAUUCUACUUUAAAAAACAGUUUUUUGUAUAUUAUUUACAAAAAUAUAUAUAAUAAUAAUAUGAAAACAAAAUUUAGUUAGUCUGAAAAAUCCAUAUCUUCUCUGUAGUAAUAUUUAGAAAAGAGAAUCUUACUCAAAUCCUUCUCCAUUUUUUAUUAAAAAUAUUAUUUUCUCUAUGUUUUUUGCUAAACUAUUUUCUCCAUAUUUGAAGGAAUAUAUAUUCUUUUUACAUUUAAAGUAAUAUUUUCUCAAAAAAGGAAUAUAUAGUAUUUUAUAUUUAAAGUUAAAAAAAUGUUUUAGUUAUCAUUUAUUGGAGUCAAUUGGAUUUCUAUUUUAUUUUUUAUUGUAAACAUAUCAUUGGAAAUGUUCUGAAUUCAAAAUGGCAGUGUGAUAAGAAAAAAAAUAGUGGUUAUCAGGAUUAAUGAUAAAAAUCACACCGGAUGUGUCGGCUAAUCUUUUUGUUCAUAUAUUUCCUGUCAAUUUAAUCACAUCUGAUAUUAGGAGCGUGGGGUCCUAUAAACCGAGAUUCCACGUAAGCAAAUACAAGAAAACGACAAGGAAUCUGACUGUCCAUACUUAUCCAUUUUCAAUGACGUGUGGCUUUCACUUGAGUAUCGAAUCGAAGCAAAUUCGCUUACGCGGCAAAUUACACUGUCUAUCAUCUCAACAUGAUAACACGUGUCAUUCACUCAUCACUUUUAUGGACUGGACCAAAAACUUAGUUCAGCCCAUUGGACUGCAUUACCCUGGCCACCACCACCAAACACGUCUUAAAUGUUUUAAUUGUUUUUCUUUAACUAGUUGUUUCAUUAACUAAAAAUUGACUGAUCGUCAAGGAAAAUUGUUUCAACGCAUGAUGGAAACAAAGGAACUAUAAUUCAGUUUAACAGGAUAAUCACCUGCUUGGUUAGAACAUCUUGCAAGUCCAUCAAUAGACCUAACGAAUCUAAUUAAAUUGAUUUCAAUCACAUUAAUUAAAGUAGAUUGAAUACCGUUUUAUUAUCACUUUCAAACUGUACAUGUGGAUUUCUUUUCAUCAAGACGUUGUUGCAUAUAUUCAGUUUGUAAUGGCAAUCUUAGCACGAUCCACUGUUCUGCUUUUAUAUUGUAAAAGGAGAUUUCAACUCUUCCUACUCUUCAAAGAAUCCAUAUUAUUAAUUAGUUUUCUCAACUGAUGACUGAUGAGAGAGAUUUAUAUUACUAUAACAAUCUAACACUGCUUGAAAUUUGUCUUCAAAAGAACUAGUAGAAUCCAAGAGAAUCUCAUUUGUAAUAGGGGAUCCAUUCCAACAUGCAUGUGCAUAAAUACACUUCAAGAAAUAGUACCAUGGAUUUUUCUUUUUUUUUUCUGAGAACUAGUACCAUGGAUUCUUCACCCGUGCAACAUCAACAUCCUAAUGUGGUUCCAACCGCCAAUGCAUGUGAUAGCAUUCUCUAUAGGAAAUGAUGUAUCUCGAGAGCAGUAUUCAGUUUCCAGGUUUUCUUUUGUAAUCGAUCAGUGUGGGCGGAAGAGCAACGUUGAUCUCUUGAUAUGGUAUAAUUAUACCGUAUAAAGUCCAUCCCAAAAGGUCUUGUGAUGAUAUGUGACUAAGUUUUCGCUUUAGAAUAUGUUAGAGCAUCUUUCUAUACGAUUAUUUACUGAACUCAUUUGAUAACAAUUCUGACAAAAAGAAGAGCUUUUAGCACAAAACCCAAAAUAUAAAUACCACACAAAAUAACUCAAUAUCUUCCACAAAAGAAGGAUAAAACAUAGAAAGAACAAUAAAAAGAAUCAGCCAAACUAUUAUUGGUUUUGCAAGAAAACAAAUAAAGUUUUAAAAAUCAAUGGUUACAUGAUAACUACUCUGCUAAUAUUCGUUAAUCCUCGAUUAAUGUCUUUCAUCUUCCCUCUCUUUCAGGUUCCUUGUUAUUUAAACAACCUAUGAAUCCGAUCAUCUAUUUCUAAACCCUAGGCCGACCAGAAAACUUUUUUUUGGACGACCCUAGUUCCAAGGGUUAUCUAUCACCAGAAUAAGUUACAAAAACUCACCGUCGAUUUCAAAUGGCGUCUGCUCAUUUGAAUCUUGGGAGCUACGUCUUCGCCUUUGUCUCGUUAUCUCUAGCCGUCGUGGCUCCAUCGGUUCAAGGUCACGUCGCGGUAUACGAUGAAUAUUGGACCCAACGCCAAACCGACGCAUUGCGAGAAACUAUAAAAUCUUAUGACCCGAACCCGUUUAACGUCACGGACCACUUUAACCACCAUGCCGCAUUAGCAAUGGAGACGACUGGUGCAGACAACGGAACAAGGAGAGAGCUCCGACAAGUUAGACGCGGUCGGAAAACAAGGAGACGUGGCGGAAGGCACCACUCCCUUAACGCUAUCGAUAAAUGCUGGCGAGGCGACAAAAACUGGCACAAAAACCGAAAAAAGCUAGCGGACUGCGUCCUAGGAUUUGGUCGGAAAACAACCGGAGGCAAAAAGGGACAGUUCUACGUAGUCACCGACGCAUCUGACCACGAUCUCAUCAACCCCAAGCCAGGAACUCUAAGACACGCAGUGACUCGCGACAGACCGCUAUGGAUCAUAUUCGGUAGAUCCAUGAUCAUAAAACUGCAGCAAGAACUGAUCAUAACACACGAUAAAACUAUCGAUGGUCGAGGAGCGAAUGUACAUAUAAUGGGAGGUGCAGGUUUAACGUUACAGUUCGUGAAGAAUGUGAUCAUACACAAUAUUCAUAUCAAACACAUUAAAUGUGGGGCUGGUGGGAUGAUCAGAGACUGUGAACAUCAUGUUGGGCAGCGUUCAAAGAGUGAUGGUGAUGGGAUCAAUAUUUUCGGAGCCACGAAUAUUUGGAUCGAUCAUGUCUCCAUGACUCAUUGUUCUGAUGGGAUGAUCGAUGCCAUUAUGGGAUCGACCGCCAUUACUAUCUCCAACUCCCAUUUAACCGACCAUAACGAGGUGCUGUUGUUUGGGGGUAAAGACGGGGAUGUGAUCGACAAGAAAAUGCAGAUAACGGUUGCGUUUAACCAUUUUGGUAAGAGAUUGGUCCAAAGAAUGCCAAGGGUCAGAUACGGUUUGGUCCAUGUAGUGAACAAUGACUACACUCACUGGGAAAUGUAUGCUAUUGGUGGGAACAAGAACCCUACCAUUAUAAGUCAAGGCAACCGUUUCAUUGCUCCUCAUAAAGAAACCUGCAAGCAGGUUACAAAGAGAGAGUAUACGCCUUAUACAGAGUGGAAGUCAUGGAACUGGCAGUCAGAGAGAGAUUACUUCUUGAACGGAGCUUACUUUGUAAAUUCAGGAAGGGCAAACGCGUGGAGCCCUGCCCCGAAAAACCCAAUCCAUAGAAAGUUUGCGAUCCGGCCUCAAUCAGGAACAGGUGUAAGAAGACUCACUAAGGAUGCUGGUACGCUUGGUUGUACACCAGGCAAGUCCUGCUGAUUAAAAAGUUCUCUGCUGGCGCGUUUGUGUGUGUGUGUGUGCCAUGUUUGUUAUGGU